Toxoplasma gondii ME49 is the source of this 6484-nucleotide messenger RNA. RefSeq lists its product as hypothetical. The record is from RefSeq and is a predicted model, not a curated record. NCBI's taxonomy places the organism in Eukaryota, Apicomplexa, Conoidasida, Eucoccidiorida, Sarcocystidae. The transcript is spliced from 6 exons. Bases 820 to 3585 code for a protein of 921 amino acids.
GUGCUCCCGAGUUUCUUGUUUUCUUUCUCAAAUUCGUCUGCAAGAUUCUGUCUCGUUUCCUUAACUCACUCUCGCAGGCCUCAGCCGCGAACGCGCCACUCCUCACCAGCACCCGUCUCCGCGUGUGUCCCUCUACGCUGUUAUCAGCGGACAUCUGGGGCGUCGGGGACGGCGUUGCGGCCUUCUCUUGCCGAGUUUCAGUUUUCCUUUCCGUUUGUUUGUAUUUUCUGGGUUCGUGGUGGGCUUUUCGAGUGGGAAUCAAACGCACCGCGAAACGCGUGCACUGGAGGCGGCUAUCCGGGUCUCGAUUCCCUCCGUCUCUGAUGUGCCGCUGCGUGUGGCCGUCUCUCGUCGGUCCAGUGUCUACCGAAACCUGGGUCUCUGCCGCAGCUCGUUUCUUCUUCUUUUCGCACCUAAACUCCCACUGCGAAACUCGUCUUCUCUCCCUGAAAACGGCCGCCUUUGUCUCUUGCUGCUUCUCCCCGUUCUCAGCACUGCCCAGGAUCGUAUCCCCGUAAUCUAGAGUCCAGAGAGAACUGAGCACCGUGCGUGACACCUCAAACUUUGACAAAGAGGAAAAGAGAUCUGGAUCGUCGACACCGUGAACCGCAUAGCUGUUUCUGUCUUCUGGGGUCUGCGACACCGCAGCCGCUGCCACCGCACACCGACUCACUCUCUCCCCGUUGCUGUAGCCCAACCACAGAAAAGCACAGAGGCGUCGACAGAGUCUUCCCUUUUUCUGUCUUUCUCCCUGUGGCUCUCGGAGUGUCUCGUCCUUCUCUUGGUGUCUCUGUUUUGGGCUGCGUCGCCUUCUCCGCAAUGGAGUCGAAUCGGCGAAGAGCACCCUGCCCCCCCGCCUCUGGGGUCUCUCCCGGCAGUAUCCUGUGCUUGUUUCUCUUGUCUCUUCUUCCUUGCGCUCUCGGAGCAUCACAGAAGAACUCAGCCGAGCUCCUGGACUCUCUGGCGUGUGUCGGCUCUCCUCCGGAGACGGCGGAGAACGCGACCGCGUCGCUGGGGUCCUGGGAGCAGGUUCCCUGCCUCGAUGCGGCAUCUGUCAGUGUGUUCACUUCGAGAAAAGAAGUGCAGGCCGGAAACAUUUUACUUUUUCUCGACAUCGACGACACCGUCAUCGCCUCCGGAGGCUGGAACGAGGUCAUGGGCAAUAGCCUCGGUGGCGUCGAUGACCGAUAUCCCAGGGGAUCGGAGUACCCCGGCUUCAGCGCCGUUCUGUUCCUCCUCGCUCUCGGACCGCAUGCGCGGAACUUGAAGAGCGGACAACUGACGGAGUUCGCGCCUCCGUCGAAAGCCAUGGUCGUUACAGCUCGACCCAACUUGCCGGUCUUUAGACCUCCAAACCUCAUGCGACAUCUCACUUCCAUCCUCACUCGAGGUGCCAGACAAAUCAUGGGCGACAAUGCCCCUGAGUGGGGCGUCGGCUCUCAGAACGUCAUGAAACCUGCUAGCGUUUUAAGAGGCACAUACGGCCGAGGAGAAAAUAAACUUUCCUUCAUGACCAAGGUGCUGACGGAGGGGCGCCCCGUCAACGAGUCUCGGAUCGACGAGAAUACGAAGGUCAUGUUCGUCGGAGAUUCGGCCGAAAGGGACCUGGAAGUGGCGAUUGGCCUCUCGGCGAUGGUUCCAGACAAGGUGGCGGCGCACCUUCUGCACGUCGUGUACAGACACAACAGUGGCGAUCCGACGCAGAUGCAUGCCUCUCACACAGUCCAGACGGGAGAGAAGUUCGACGAAGACGGCGUCUUGAGCAAAGCCGCUGUGACACUCCAGGAAAUCAUUUCGGGAGCAGCGCGCACGGUCGCAGCCGCCACGCGCGCGUUGACGGAGAAGGACGAGCGCGAGAAGCACCGACAAACUCCAAGAGCCUUCACAGAGAGUCAGCCGACAAACAAGAAAAUCAGUUUCCAGGAGGCUCUCGGCAACACCACGCGCUUCGGCAUCAGAGUGGGUCACGCGCUGGUUGACGCGAUUGCCUUGGUGUACGACGUGUACGUCACGAGCGACGACGAAGAAGGCCCGAGGAGCUGCGCCGAGUUGAGUGCAUCUCAGGCGUUCGAGGUGGGCGUCUUGACCGCACGGAAGAUCCGCUUGAUUCUGGAUCUCUACCGUCAUCGCUGGCUUCACACCUACUCGACCUUUCGCACCCGGGAGGAGCAGGAGGCUGCCGGGGCGUCUGUGUCUUCGCGAAUGCUUCCGAUCUUCUUCGUCAAAUGCGGAACUGUCAAGCUGCGCGUAGCCCACGAGGCGCCCCGACAGGCGCCUCUCGACGUCCUUUUGUCGGAAAUGACCGGUGCUCGAGACCGCGUCACCGUGCGCUUCCGAAGCGUCGAUACACUCCACGCGGGCUCCGAACUGGACGCAGAGACCGUGAGAAGCAACAUGCUUGACACUCUGGGAAUCCCCGUCGUCCCCUACGUCACCAGCAUCUCCGCGGUCGCACAAGCCUACGUCCUCGGAAUCGUCGACCUCACCGAUGUGCUCGUCGUCGUCAGAAAGACUUACGAGAUGCUCCGAGCGCAAGGCCCCCUGGCGCAGCCGGCGCGUUUGCUGUCUCUUCUGGACCACUUCCACGACCUGGAGGCCCUCCGCGCCAUGCUGUUCCCAGGCGGGAAGGGGGCGUUGCCUGCGAGUGCGCCGGUGCGCGUGCGGGCGACUGUCGACUAUCUCGAUGAGCUUGGAAAGGUCCAGAAGGCGUUCAUCAAGCGCGCGGCUUAUCUUCGGGCAGUCCCGACCCGCACAGAGAUGUGCAUUCGCGAGAUGGAGCGAAAUGCUGAGAGCCACUACGACCGCAGCCUGAAGCGUCAACGAGGCGCGGCUGGGAAGAGUGCGCCCUUCACGCGGUCGCAGUUCUCCGCCUUCGUCUCUGCGUUUGCCGAGCUGGUCUGCAAGUUUGACGUCGAGCUGUCGAGCGUCCAGUUUGCGGGAGGCGCCGAGGUCCACGGCUUGUCCGUCUACCUCAGCCGCUUGGUGCGCCAGGCCGUCGCUGCGACAGAAACGACGCCUUUUUCAAGCGCGCAGAAGAAGAAGGCGCCGCCGGAGAGCCCUGUCAGCAAGGCUGUGGCAGAGCUAGCGGCCACGAACGCGGGAACGGAGAAAGAAAAGAAAGACCCGAAGAACAUGGGCCGCGGCAAAACCGCAUGCACCCUGUCUGACGAUGUGCGAGUGACAUUUGCCACCAUGUACAAAGCCUUCUGCGCAGACGUCGCUCGAGACGUCUGUCACCUUCUAGAGACGCGAUUGGUUACCAGCGGCGUUCUCUCAGAUUUCAUCUUCCUCGCUCAGGAACGUGGAAGAAAGUAUCAAGGCCCGCUUCGCCUCCCUCACCUCGGACGCGUCGUUUUCAUCGACGAACAUGGCCUCGAUGAUUUUGAAGUGUCUCACCAGAAGCCUCUGACGGAUGUGAUUGGGUCCAUGGGGGCAAAGCUGGACGAAGCGAUCAUGGAGCAAGCGUCGGCGGGAUUCCGCUUCGCAAAGUGGCCUGGCUUGGAUUCGUGGAACCAGUGGACACAGGUUGCAGCGUCCCUGCAAUUAAUUGUCGACUGUGGCUUGUUGAACCGCGGGACGCAGUAGGCGGGUCGACAACAGAAGACCGCGAAUCAUUGGUGGAGUCUCUGCAGGCCAUUCUCAGCGCCUGCGCAGUCGACAGGGCAUGUGGCGGGUCCCCAGUGUGACGUUGCUGCACUUCGCGGGGCGGGCAAAGCGAGAAGCACGGAGGCGGGCGGAAAGGUGGGCAGGGGCAGGGACCCCAGAGAGAACUGUGACGACGACGGCGUUGAACAGGGAAGAGCCAGAAUGUUUUCUGCACGGUGGGAGACGGUGACAGAGAUGAUAGAGAGAGGGCAGAGCGAAGCUACACGCGAUGUGCGCCCUCCCUCGUCAGACGCGUUUGAAGGUGGUAGAUGGAAGGGGAGGUCGACAGUGUCCAAAAUGCCGUGUUCAGUGCAAAUCUGAGAUAUACCGGUUGAAUCGACGAGUUCCCUUCGUCGGCCGUGAGGCAAUGUCUCGAGUGAGAGGCGUCCGAAAGUGGACUGCCUCCAUUAUGCCGGGACAUGUUGAUAGAUUCGUUUUUUCGAAUGAAACCGAGAGUUCUCGAAGGUACAAACUAGCCGGCAGAGUGUCUUCAGCGACGCCCACUCGGGUUGCUUUAGGAACAGUCAAUACAGUUAGUCUCUGUGUUCAAGGAGAGCGCCACGAAUGAGCACGGCAGCACAAGAGAAGCAGUCGUGGCGCAACGCCUCGAAGAGUGAAGACGCUGUGUUACUGCGAGGGGGGAGUCAGGUAGUGAGAGAUCGUCGAUGGUAGAAAGUAGGGUGGAAAUGGAUCGGCUGAGUUUUGUUGUUCCCGUCGUUGUUGGCCGCACCCGGGCACAGAAAGGUGACGCGGUCCUUGCUGCUACUGAGAAAAUAGAGGGCAGUCCGGCGGACACCAAAAAAUGACCCCGUUCACGAGGCUCUCAUCGGCUUGUUCCAUGUUCGCAGAAAUUUCGACUGCAGUUCUGCGGUCCUUCUUUUCUAUGCGCUGCACCGAUGUGGUGCGUGGCUUUCGUUGCUGCCGUGCGCUGCCGCGUUGAGGUUUAGAGGGACAUGUGGAGAGGCGGCUUCAGACAAAGGCGCCGAUUGUCGCUGUGACCCUGGGAAUGUUUGUUGGCCGAAGGGUCGUAUUGAUUUCCUGUGGCUGAAAAUUAAACAUGAAAUGCGCACAAAUCGAACCGGCCGUGAAGUGUGUGUAUUGAAACGCGGCCAGAUUGAGAGGUUGAAACAGUCUAAAAAGCGGCUGUUGUGGUCCGAAACGACGUCUGGCUAGGGGAAAUGCCUCACUUGUGCUGGAAUGCACUGUGAAAUUUCGACGCGUGUGCCCGUUCUGUUCAUCCGAUUCGCACAGCCCGCAGGCGAACCCAGACUGUCGCUUCUGUCGAGCAGAGUUGUGUACAAGUGGUACGGGUGCUGGCGCGGAAAUUCAGGUGUAUGUACAGCUGACACACGUCCGGCAUCGGGAAUUCUCCUGUGAGUCACUAAGGGAUGUCGUUUGUGGAUGACGUAUGGCUAUGUUGAGGCAGAGAAUCCUGGUGGCUCGUCUCUGCAGCGAGAGGCGCAGGGGAAAACAGGACGAAGGAACGAGACCGAAUGACAGUCAUGAUGGUGCAUAGAGAUGGAUUCCCUCGGGAGAUUUGUCUCAUGCAAAUCAGGAACGUCCAGCAAAAUAACGUACCUAGUCGUCUCGCUGGAGAGAGCUGUGCACGGGAAACUGAGAAAAAAACGAGGUCCAAUGGUGACCACUGGGGCGGAAAGCAGUGAUUUUCCAGGGAGAACUGUCUCACAUGGAAGUCAGGAACAACCGUCAAGUGGCGUACUUAGCCGUUCCGUUAAAGAGCCGCUGUUGCAUGCUGUGUGACGAAGACAAGUGGCUUUCUGUAACUGCCGGUGACGGAAGGAGAAAAUUGGUUCUGUUUUGUUGUUGUUUAGUGCGCUGUGUGCUCUACCUCUUUUUUGGAGAGAAAAAACGGAGAAACUGGAGCCAGGAAAGGGUGCUUGUGAAAAAUUUCUCCCAUAUCGCCGCGGAGUACCUGUUUCUGCCGACAGUGUGCUAAACGUGCGUUCCUGAAUCACUUGUCGAGGAGGGAAAGUCCCAGACAGUAAUGAGGGAAUUUACAUGUCGCUCUCGUCCGUAGGAGGCGUCCGAGACCCUGCUUUUCGUUCUAUUUUUUCCUUUUCUUCCCUCCACCCACGUGGAAGCCAUAGCGCACAGAGAUUCGAGGCUGUGAGGGAACGCCCACAAACUGUUUCAGCGAACACUUCUCAGUUCUCAAUCUGGAGAAAAGUCACUUUCGGCCUCUGCUAGAAGAGCUUAUCUGCUGGUACAUGUAAACGAACCGUUUUUCUCACCUCUCCGUGCGCGUAUGCAGAAGCGCCUACCGAGCUGCGCCUACCGGAGGCUUUAAGAGGUCUCUGUGUCACUUUUCUUCAGCAUUAAACGAUUCAUUUAUAUGCUUACUUGGCAAUAAAGGUGUACGCACGCCUGUGUGGCCCGAGUUUCAGUCUUCCAAGCUUGACCGGCUUGCGAAGGAUUCACCGAUUUAGAUUCGAAGAACGCACCACAAUCACGGCGAACGACGAGACAAGGCAGCAUUACUCCUGGCGCGUUGCGUGGUAGCUUGCGAGAAGUUUUAUUCUCGAUGGGGACCUGCAGUUUCGAGCUUUAUAUCCAUACGAAUGGUGACGGCACCGAAAGGCAUCUCUCGAAUGAUGCACGCAGCUGGCAGCGGUAUGCUCUCCACCUUGUCAGACUCCCUUUUUUCUGCUGGUAACUUAUUAUCGCAUCCUUCUUGGGGGAGUCGUUUGCGGAAAAGAAGACAGCUGUCUUCUCCCUUUGACUACCUGCAUCCGCUACGACUUGUGUUCUUUCCUGGUUUUACUCUUUUUUCCGUUCGUGCAGUGGUUCUUACUAGAAGAACUAGCACCGUGCGUCUCCG